AUGACUACAAAUUUUCUUAGAUUAACAAACCCCAAGAGAGUAAAAUUAGUAUCAACUUGCGAUAUUUGUAAAGCUCGAAAGGUCAAAUGCGACAAAGAACGACCAGAAUGUGGUACUUGUAAAAGAACAAAUAGAAAAUGUAGUUACAAUUAUGCACAGUUAACGAAAUCGAUGCGAGAUAAACAGAAUGGCAUGAAAUCACAAAAUGACAAAAGUUACUUAGAUUCAUGUUUAGAAGAUAUACAAAAAGUGCAGUUUGGCCCAUUAUUUGAAGAAUCAGGUUAUUUAUCCAUGGUCUCAAGAGGAUUUGGUGUUGAUAUAAACGAAGGCCAAAAUAUUGUUGGAAUGUUGUCUACACCAACGAUUCCAUUGCAACAAAAUGAUGGACAAAAUUUCGCUAGCAUUUACGAUCCUACAUAUUAUCUAAAUUGUGCUGAUUUUGCUGCACUCACUAAACAGGUACCUCACCAAGAACAAUUUUUGGAAAUAUCACCUGAACAAAUGCCUCCAUUGGCUCCAUCAUCUCAACAGCAUCAAAAUAAUAGCGAUAAUAAAAAUAGCAACAUUACUAAUGUUGAUGCUUAUCAGAAUACAUCAUCCAAACCUGGUUAUGACAUGAUGGAAGAUUUAAUUUCUUCAAUCAAUAACAUAAAUCUUUACGAAUCAACCAGAUAUAUCGGUGAAGGUUCUUUGUUGAUGCUUGAUGAAGAUUAUAAUGGAGAAAUGAUUAUUCCUCAAACACAAGCACGUUUAUCUGAGGUUGACGAUUCAUUAAAGAUACUCCCUGACCCACAGACUGUUGAUGAAUUAAUAUCUUUAUAUUAUAAAAAUGUUCACCGUUACUUUCCUGUUUUACGAGAAAAGGUAGUCUAUGCUCUUCGAGAUCUUUCCAAAUCACAACAUUUGCUAUUGUUAAAUUGCAUUUUCUUCGCUGCAUCACCCUUUCAAGAAGAUCCCGAGAAGAGGGAUGGGAGGAUUUACUUUGAAAGAGCUGAAGGUAGUUAUUGUACACAACCUCAUGUUCUCACUGUGAUUGCUAUUAUUCUUAUGGGUCGUUAUAAUAAGCAGCCAGGAGCUGGUUGGAUGUAUAAUGGAAUUGCAACAAAAAUGGUAUUUGAACUUGGCUUACAUCGUAAACCAAAAAAUUUAAAAAUCAAAAUGGAAAAGGAUGUUGAGAUGUUGAGAAAUGAGGCAUUCUGGGUGACAUUUAUAUCUGAAAACUUUAUUUCGGCAACGUAUGGUCGACCAAAUAUGAUUGACGAAACAGAUUGUGAUGUUGAUGUGACAGUUUUACCACCCGAAGAUCAAAAUUUAUUUGAUGAAAAAACAAAACUUCGAAUAGCCUUUAUUCAUUUGAUAAAUCUUAGUCGGAUUUGUGCAAGAGUACGUAAAUAUGUGCAUGCAGCCUCCAGAUUGAAAUUUUUGAUACAAGAAGACGAAAAUAAAUUUAGAGUUCUUGAUGCUGCACUUGCUAGCUGGUUUCACAGUUUACCUGAUUGGCUGAAAUUUGAAGAAAUAUCAAAAGACCCAAAUGGAACUUUGUUAAAUGGAAUUGGAGAAACAUAUAACCAUAAUUCAUCAUAUUUGGCAAAUUCACCUGUGAUCUGCAUUCAAUCAGCAACUAUUAUUGUGCAUUGGUUGGAAAUCUUAUUAUCAAAACAUCCAAAUUUUUUUGCCUUUUCUAUGUCAGGUCCAUUUGCAAUUGAUCCGUCAAUGCGUGUAUUUUCUUGGCAUGCAAAACAUAAUGAAAAUGACAAGAAAUCAACAGAUAUGCUUCAAAGGCUUCAAUUUAUCAAAUCACAAGUUGAAAUAAUUUCCAGAGGGUAUGAUCGAGGAAGAAAAGAUGGUAGUAAUUCAAUAAUGUCAACUGAUAGAAUGAUUGGUGAUUGGUUAGGUAUUACUGUACAUCCACAUAAUGGAUUGAGAAAUGGUGAUGUAGAAAUUAGAGACUGGGAAGUAUUUGUUAGUGAUGAUGAUAAAAUUUUGAGAAAGCAAUACAGUAUGGUAGUAAAGAAACAGUCAGGAGGACCUUUUAUGCCUAAAAGACAUGGCUCAUUAAGUUAUUCAAGAGGAUCAAGACAUUACGGCUCAUCAAAGUAUGAUUACUUUGGUUCAAAUUUGCAAAGCACAGAUGAUCAAUUCAAUUUUACCUUUAAAAGUGAUGAAAAAAUCAAUUUUUGUGCAUUUCAACCACAACAAAAUCAACAAAUAAAUUGCAAUGAUGAUGAUAGGAUAGAUAGUUCAACUCUAUCGCCUUCAUUAUCACUGUUAACUCCACCAAUACAACCACAAGAUGUAUAUACAUCUUUGGGUGAUUUAAUAAUGCACAAUAAAAAUGAAGAAAAUAUAUAA
Messenger RNA from Entrophospora sp. SA101, 2352 nucleotides. The record is from the annotation of a GenBank genome assembly. Lineage: Eukaryota; Fungi; Glomeromycota; Glomeromycetes; Entrophosporales; Entrophosporaceae.